UCACAUGACCCAGACCUAGAGGGCAAAAGGUACGUCGUGUCCCCACCUCCUGGUCCCAGAAACCUGUCCGCACCAAGUCAGCGCUUCCCAUGCUGGGUGGAAACUUAAAAAUCAAUAAAGAUCGUCGGCUGCGGUGCAAUUCAGUCUAUUCUGAACCCAGAAGCCAGAGGGAGCUUCCAAAAUAUGCUGAAGAAUACCAGCCUCCAAUAUGGAAAUCAUACCUAUAUCAGUUACAGCAAGAGGCACCUCGUCCCAAGAGAAUCAUUUGUCCUCGGGAGGUGGAAAACAGGCCAAAAUAUUAUGGAAGAGAGUUUCAUGGGAUCAUCUCUCGGGAGCAGGCGGAUGAGCUUCUCGGAGGCGUGGAGGGUGCCUACAUCCUUAGAGAAAGCCAGCGGCAACCAGGAUGCUACACGCUGGCUCUCAGGUUUGGAAACCAGACCUUAAACUACAGGCUCUUCCACGACGGGAAACACUUUGUGGGCGAGAAGAGGUUUGAGUCGAUUCACGAUCUGGUGACAGAUGGCUUGAUAACACUGUACAUAGAAACAAAAGCUGCCGAGUACAUUUCAAAAAUGACAACUAACCCCAUCUACGAACACAUUGGAUAUGCCACCCUACUCAGAGAAAAAGUAUCCAGAAAGCUGAGCAAGUCUAAAAACGAACCAAGAAAAACAAACGUCACACAUGAAGAACACACGGCGGUGGACAAGGUGUUGGCUCCAGUGUCACCCCUCUAAGAAGGUCUUCCUCAGCUGACCAUCCUCACCCAGGCCCUCUUCAUCCACAUCCCCCAUAUGACUCUCUGCUGUCUGACAUCAUCAUCCUCAGUGAUUUGCUUGCUGGUUUAUGUCCUGCUUCUGCUCAGUAGAUGAGUGAGGUUCCUGUGUCUCUUAUUCACAGCUUUGGGCCUAUGGUCCGGAAUGGUUCUUGGGACAUAAUCAGAAAUAUUUCUUGAUUGAAUAAAUGACUUAAGUAUAAUGUAAAACAACCACUGCGGAUGUUGAAUUAAAGCCACACUAACAGUAACUCACAUUUGUCUAGCACCUUAUAAAGUAUUUCCGUGCACAUUAUCUCAUUAGGUUCUCACAACUCUGUGGAGGGUGUUGUUAUUAUCUCCAUUUUACAGACAGGCAAACUGAGGCUUGUGGAGGUUAAUUAACUGGUUCAAGUUCCACCUAGUAAGAGAAGGAGCUGGGACUUGAACCAGGCUUGAAGUCUGACUGUAAACCACAUACUACUGACAAGAAAUCAUUCUGUCAGAACUAUCUUUUAAAGAAACAAGACUCCUAGUACAGUAUGUUUAGAAAUAAAAAUUUAUGUACACAUUGAACACAACUCCAAAUUCUGAAAAACAACAAAAUCUGGCAAGGUUCAUCCCCUUCACUGAUUAUAGAAUGGUAGUUUAUCUGCAUUAAAUAUGCUCUUUUGUGGCUAAAAUGUAAAAUAUACCUAAGACAACUUCACAAACAUAACAUUUAUAGGAUACAAAAUGUUUAUGCAAUUCAGUCUUCAGCCAAUGGCAGAAGUAAAAGUAACAGUAAUCAAUGAAAAUAAUAUAGGUUAGAGGGCUUGAAUGCACACUGCUUGUCGUCACUAUACAACAACAAUUAAAGAGUGCACAGAGGCUGGGCAUGGUAGCUCACAGCUGUAAUCUUAGCACUUUGGGAGGCCGAGGCGGGUGGAUCACCUGA
Cercocebus atys (sooty mangabey) is the source of this 1691-nucleotide messenger RNA. Its product is annotated as beta-chimaerin-like. Gene Ontology annotation, molecular function: GTPase activator activity. The record is from RefSeq and is a predicted model, not a curated record. The transcript has 8 exons. Bases 90 to 737 code for a protein of 215 amino acids. Gene Ontology annotation, biological process: regulation of GTPase activity. Lineage: Eukaryota; Metazoa; Chordata; Mammalia; Primates; Cercopithecidae.